This is a messenger RNA of Torulaspora delbrueckii, 2523 nucleotides long. RefSeq names its product Ssy1p (gene SSY1). Gene Ontology annotation, biological process: amino acid transmembrane transport. The coding region runs from base 1 to 2523 and encodes 840 amino acids. The record is from RefSeq and is a predicted model, not a curated record. Gene Ontology annotation, molecular function: amino acid transmembrane transporter activity. Lineage: Eukaryota; Fungi; Ascomycota; Saccharomycetes; Saccharomycetales; Saccharomycetaceae. Gene Ontology annotation, cellular component: membrane. The transcript has a single exon.
AUGAACUCUGAAGCCCCUUUGCCAGGAUUGUUUCCUGAAAGUCACAAUUUACAGAUAGCCAUCUCAAGGAAGGAAAGUUUGAUUGAAAGGCCAGAGGAUUCAGAAGAUGUUGAGAAAAGUGCUGCAUCUACCGACACCAUAAACACCGAUGUUUUGCAAGAUAUUAUAGAAGGUCAACACUGGCAUGAUUUACAGACAUACAAAGAACAAACAGCUAACCAGAGGUUUUGUCUAACGGAAUUAUAUGCAAAGAAGAACAAUAUCACAUUUCAUGAAAUGAUUGUGGACAAAUCUAAACCUCAGAUUUACUCUAAUGAUCUUAAUGAUUUCAUAAACUACAACCUAAAGGUCCAGAAAGAAUAUGAGUUACGGGAGAAAUUAGAGAGUUUGCUCCAAAAACAAACUUACAGUGACUUAAGGAUACUCAAUGAAGAAGCAGUGCGAAGAAACUAUGCUUCUGAUGACGCAGUUUCAAGGAGCUCUAGAAACAAUAAACCACGGAAACUCCUACGGAUGACGUCGUCUCUAUAUAAACGAUUCUUCCCACGCAAGCGGACAGACGGACGUGUUAUUGAUAACUGUUCGAGAACCUCUUCGAAUACCAAUAUCAUAGAUAAUGCCAGUCAUGGAAACAUGGCAAUCAACGAAGUAGUUGGAGCAAAUCGCCGUCACGAGGCUACUCACGACUCUCGAUCCUCAGAAUUUAGUACGCUCUCGAAGUCAAGCUCACAAAAGAUUGGCCUUUUCGAACGGGUUGACAAGCACUUAAAUAGCCCAGGUCAUGCCAAAUAUCAUGUUCAGCGAAAGCUGCGGGUUCGCCAUAUUCAGAUGAUAGGUAUUGGUGCAUGCAUAAGUGUGGGGAUCUGCUUGACAUCUGGUAAGGCAUUCUCGAUUGCAGGGCCUUUUGGGACCUUAUUGGGUUUCGCAAUCUCGGGCAGUGUUGUCUUUGCCUCAUUAUUAUCCUUCACUGAAUUAGCCUCUCUAAUACCAGUAUCUUCUGGUUUCAGCGGGCUAGCGUCAAGAUUUGUCGAAGAUGCGUUUGGAUUCGCUUUGGGCUGGACCUAUUGGUUUUCAUCGAUGAUUGCACUACCAGCUCAAGUGGUUGCUAGCACAUUUUUUCUUAGCUACUAUAGCUCGAUGAAACGCUCUAGAGGAUCAACGGCCGGCUUCGUUACUCUAUUUCUUCUCUAUCCCAUUUUCAUAAACCUUCUAGAUGUGAGAAUAAUGGGGGAGGUGGUUUAUGUUACCGGUCUUAUAAAGAUCAUAAUAUCAGUAGUGGUGAUCAUUUCUAUGCUGAUAUUCAAUGCUGGUCACGGCGGUGCUUCUCAUGAUCAGGUAGGUUUUAGAUACUGGGAUUCAUCGAAGUCAUUUUCCCAGUUCACCUUUGGCCUGUUUCGUCCCACUUUUGAUUUGAACGAUGCUGGUGAGGGAAGCACACACGGAAUUGAAGGAGCGACAGGCCGUUUCCUGGCGGUCAUAUCUGUAAUACUCAUUUCUACCUUUGCGUACAGUGGAGUUGAAAUGACAUUUGUUGCUAGUGGAGAAGCAGUUAACCCACGGAAAACGAUUCCUUCAGCCAUAAAGCGAACAUUGAAUAUUGUGAUAAUCAUCUACAUGUUGUCACUCAUUUCCGUCGGGGUAAAUAUAUACUGUGGAGACCCUCGCUUGCUGAGUUACUUCUCAGGCUCUGCUGAGCGGCGCUUCAUUACGGCUAUGAAUGACGACUCCAUCAGGUGGCAGGUUUCGGAAAGAUGUCGAAGUGGUCUACACUAUGAAACUGGAUACCAGCGGAACGGCUCUAGUCCAUGGGUUCUAGCUCUACAAAACUUUGGAAUGUGCACUUAUGCAUCGGUUCUCAAUGGCAUAAUGAUUUUUAUAACCGUUGGAGCUGAGAUUUCAUCGCUUUUCAGCGGUUCAAGGACCCUAUAUGCGAUGGCGGUACAACGCAAAGCCCCAGCAAUCCUUCAGAGAUGUACCAAAGCAGGUGUUCCCUAUGUCUCGGUCCUCUUUACCAGUGCCUUUGGCGCCAUAUCGUAUUUGGCCGUCGACACAACCGCUAUCGAGAAUUUCGGUGUCCUAUCGAAUAUCUCGAGUGCAAGUACUUCAAUCAUCUGGAUGGGACUGAAUGUCUCAUUCCUCAGGUUUUAUUAUGCCUUAAAAUUAAGACAGGAUAUAAUAUCUAGAGAUGACCGCUCAUAUCCAUAUCGGUCACCCUUCCAACCCUAUCUAAGCAUGUAUGGGCUGUUCGGUUGCUGUAUGUUUGUUAUAUUCAUGGGCUACACCAAUUUUCUCCACAAAUAUUGGAAUACCAAAUCGUUCUUUUCGGCCUACGGUGGCCUUAUGCUCUUCUCAGCCUGUUACCUAGGAUACAAGAUUAUUGGUACCUCCAAGAUCCAGCGAUUAGACCAACUGGACAUGGACACUGGCAGAAGAGAGAUGGACAGAAUAAUGUGGAAUGAGUACAGACAGUACUCGGGACCAUACCGGGAAAGGGCUAAGAAGCUCUUUACCUGGUUGUAUUAA